Molecule: messenger RNA, 2749 nt
Organism: Harpegnathos saltator (Jerdon's jumping ant)
Lineage: Eukaryota; Metazoa; Arthropoda; Insecta; Hymenoptera; Formicidae
Gene: csul
Product: protein arginine N-methyltransferase 5
Exons: 12
Coding region: 163-2031 (622 amino acids)
Biological process (GO): peptidyl-arginine N-methylation; regulation of DNA-templated transcription
Cellular component (GO): nucleus; cytosol
Source: RefSeq, a predicted model, not a curated record
AACGCAGCUAUAGACUUGUGGCUAACUUCAUGUCAAACAUUCACAAAAGUUUGAUUUUAAUAAUUUUUCCAAAAACUCUAAAACACCGUGGACGAUCUUGUUGAUUACGAAUAUCAUAAACAGAAGAAAAGAAAAGUAUAUACUUGACAUAAAUACAUUGAAAUGACAAGUCAAAAGCAGAUUUCUUGUGGAUUGGAUUUCUGUUGUGCUGCAAAUUUAAAUGAUUGUCUAUUCACCGCAAGUUCCUCAAAAUAUGAUUUUAUCUGCGUUCCCUUGGUACAUCCUUUGUUUAAGAGGGAAUUUAUUUCGGGUCCUGCCAAGAAUCGUCCAGGACCUUUUACUAGACCUGAUUUAAUUUUAAAUAGUUCAGAUUGGAAUAAUUUAAUAAUUGGUAAAUUCUCAUCGUAUAUUAAUGUGGACUCUACCAAUCCAAUUGUUAGAAAAAAUAGUGAAGAAGCCUUGAAUCAAGAAUUAUCCCUAGCUAUGCAUUUUGGCCUGUCAGGUGUAACAUUUAAAUUGAUGAGUGGUAUAAAUAAAAAUAUGAAUUUCGCAAGAAUUAUUUGCGACAAAUUGACAAGUAAUUGCAUUUUCCAGAUUUGGAUACAAGUACCUAUGGAAAAUCCAAUUAGGCAAGCCUAUUCUUAUAGAAAAGAGGACUGUCCAGUGGUAGAAAAUCCAUGGGAAUGGUGGAAUGCAUUUAGGAUAAUAUGUGACUACAAUAGAAAAUUAGGAGUUGCAUUAAUUGUUAGUCAUGAUGUGCCUGAAUCAGAGGAGAUUGAUAGGUGGCUCGGAGAACCAGUAAAGUGUUUGAUUUUACCAACAACGAUAUUUUUAACUAAUAAGAAAGGAUAUCCGGUGUUAAGUAAAGCACAUCAAACAUUAGUAAAAAAAUUUGCCACAUUAGAAGUACAAUUUAUAUUAAAGGGUGCAUCGCGUUACAAAAGUAUUAGCUAUUAUCACAACUAUCUUGACUAUUUGUGGAAGGGAUGCCAAACUAAUGGAGCAGUGGAAAGAUUUGCUCGUGGGUAUGAAGAUUACUUGCAGUGUCCAUUGCAACCUCUAAUGGAUAAUCUUGAGUCGCAAACUUACGAGAUAUUCGAAAAAGAUCCUGUGAAAUAUCGAGAAUAUCAGAACGCUAUAUACGAAGCCAUUCAAGAGAUUAUGCCCAAAGCUAAGGUGGAAGAGAGAAAAGUGGUAAUCAUGGUGCUUGGUGCUGGGAGAGGACCACUUGUAACUGCAUCUCUGAAUGCUGGAAAUAUGGCCUGUCAAGAGGUGAAGAUAUACGCCGUGGAGAAGAAUCCUAAUGCUAUAUUAACUUUGCAGGCUCUCGAGAGAGACUUGUGGCAAGACAAAGUCACAGUGGUAUCAUGUGAUAUGAGAGAAUGGGAUGCUCCUGAAAAGGCCGAUAUUAUUGUUUCCGAGCUACUCGGAUCUUUUGGCGAUAACGAGUUGUCACCCGAAUGCUUGGACAAUGUUCGAAAGUUUUUACAAGAUGACGGGAUUAGUAUACCGCAAUCAUACACUUCGUACAUCGCUCCUAUACAGUCCUCUAAGUUGUAUAACGAAGUAAGGCAGCUCCGAGACAAGGAUAAACAUCCAUUGUCCAGUUUCGAGACUCCUUAUGUGGUGCAUUUUCAAAAUAAGUACGAUAUAGCCAGCCCACAACCACUUUUUACAUUUGUACACCCAAACAGAGCUAGUGUUAUUGAUAACUCGAGAUAUGAAACAAGAGCUUUUCACGUGGAACAAGAUUGCGUGUUACAUGGAUUUUCAGGAUACUUUAUGACAGUUCUAUACAAAAAUAUUACAUUGAGUAUAGAACCUAGUACAUAUAGUCCGGAGAUGUUUAGUUGGUUCCCAAUCUUCUUCCCACUCAAGGAGCCGGUGCAUUUGAAGGCAAGUGAUGAAUUAGUGGUUCACUUCUGGCGCAGAUGUAGCUCCAAGAAAGUAUGGUACGAAUGGUGCAUCAGUAAGCCCAUUCCAAUCUCGAUUCAUAAUCCAGGUGGACGUUCUUACACUAUUGGAUUGUAGUGUUAUGAUUUUAUCAAUAUAUACUGUUUGUUUAUUCAAGAAAGUCAAUAAUAUGUGAUGGAUGAACAGCUUAUGUUGGGAUUAUAGUCGAACUUUUGCAGACGUGGUUUGCAACAAAUAUCUAGAUAACGUUACAUCAUCCGAAAUAAUAUUUUUGUAUUUUCAUUUGUAAUUUGUAAAGUUGCCUAGUGCCAUUAAUGUAUUAGCUGCAGGGAAAAUGACGUAUCUCAUUCUUAAGGAAAUAUGGAAGAUUGAUAUAUAUAUAUAUAUAUAUAUAUAUAUUUGACGUAAACUUAAUGCAACUUGAAUUUAGUUUUAUCAAUAGAUGUACUUACAAAGACAGAUAGUUGUUUCUAACAUAUACUCAUCUGUAUAAAUAAUAAUCAUUGACAUUAUUAGAAAAAAAGAAAAGAAAACAGGAAGAUGAAAGGUAAUUGAUGCUUAGAAAGAUAAGAUAGAUAUUUAUCUUCUAGUGAAGCUUUUUUAUACACCUACAACGCCGACACAUAAGACGAUAGAUUAUAUUAAUAAGUAUUAUGAUAACGUAUACACACACAGUAUCACAUAAUACGCCAUAUGUAUGACGAUGAUCUCUGAGGUCACUGGAUAUCAAAUUUUGAUAACAUGUUUACGAUAUAUCCAUAUAUGUAAAAUGUGCGUUACUAUAUCUUCUUAAACUCAUGCGAUUAAAUAUAUCGUUUGAAUAACAUUACAUAAA